AUGCCCUCAGAGUCCAACAAGUCGCCAGAAUCUGGUGGUGAUGAUUCAAGCGCAUCUGUUCAGCCGGCCACCGAGGACUCUGGAGCAUCAGACACCAACAACUCUGUGACUCGAAUUUCCUCAAGGAAGCCAUCACCCACCGAUGCUGGCAAGCGUUCAUCAUAUGAUCCACCACGUGCUGUGAGUCCCCAAGCACGACCUGGUCUCAGCCUCGACUGUAACGACAAUCCCGAUGACGAUACCGAUGAAGACCUUGCCAAUAUUCCUCUUGACUAUGGACGAUCAGAAGGUACCAAAGCACUGAUGCUUCGCAUCCAAACCCGCUGGCAAACGUACUGUCACGUCAAAAAUAAAGAGCCCGAUGCGCUGCCCAAGUGGAAGAGCGCCGAGGAGGCGAUUCGUCAGGUGACACCAGGCGACGUUCAUCGGUUUCUCAAUUUCUGUCUCAAACUCAAAAAGGGAAAAGACGGUAGACAUCUGAAAGGCGUGCGGAAAGCGAGCGCCCUGCGACUCGACUGGAAGUUGUUUCGGUGCUACUAUAAAAGAGUCAAUGGAAGGCAAAUUAGCCCCGAGGACAGCGAAGAAAUCAAUGCCGGUAUUCGGAGCCUUGUCGACAAGUUCGAGCUCGAUGAUGACGAACGCGGCAAGGAGCCGGUCUACGUUCAAGACUUGACCGAAUUCAACGAGACCAUCCUCCGUACCCAGGAGAAGCGCUUCCAUCUUGGAUAUGAGCGUAUUCAGCUUUGCCUGUUCACGAUGUUGGGAAUAUUUACGAUCAAUCGUCUCAGUGCGCUGCUCUCACUGCAGUUCAAACACCUGCAGUUCUCUAUUCAAAAGGAUCCUGACGACGGCCCUCCCAUAUUGUUGGUGGAGAUCAAAGCGGAACACACGAAGAAGUUUCUCGGCAGGUCUCAAAAAAACAAUUUCCCGCUUCCCGAAAUUAUCGAUGAUCCAUCGCUUAUCUUCAGCCCUCACACAUUCAUAUUUGGCAUCCUAUUCUGGCUUGAGGCUUUUCAAGUCCCGGAGCUAUCCUCGAUGGAGACGCUUCGAGGGCUGUCAAUCGAGGGUGGACGGCAGCAAAUGCCAUUGCCUAUACGACCUGAAGUCGAAGAGUAUUAUAUCUUCUGCCGUACAGAGAUUGUUAAUGGGAAGCCAGAAAUGCUCUGGGAUCGCCCAAUGCCCGCAGGAACGAUGUCCGGCCGCCUGAAAACCACAGGAGAAAUCCACGGAUGGCUGCACUCAAUGUUUUCUCAUCGAUUCCGUUACGCAGGAGGAAAAAUGCUGAAUGAAAGCGAUGAGGUCAGCCAAGCGCAGCAGAACCUGAUCAUGAAACAUUCGGACACCAAAACCUUUCUCGAUCACUACCUGCCACGGCACAUCAACACUGAUAUGCAGAAUAUCAUGAAUGGUCGCAAAUCCAACAAACCCCUGAUGCGUGCCAUCACGCGCAUGAGUCGGUGGAUAGACAAAAGGCGGCCUCGACAUUUAACAGAAGAGCAGCGGAAGUCCAUUCGCAAUCACCCUGAAUACCUGACAGCCAAGCAGCAAAGGGACGAGCAAAUGGAUGCUCACAGAGAAUCGCCCAAUUUCCAAAGUCAACUACGAUUAGACAAGCUGACGCGUGACGUGGCGAACACCUUCGGUCGACUGGAGCGCAGGCUGAGAGACAAGAUAAGGAAGGACUUUGACCGAGAGCAGGCAGUCAUUGAUAUCAAGCGGCAGUUAUCCGGGUCGGCUGUUAAUGACGAGGUCGCGAAAGAGUUGCUCCGAACUCAGGAUCAUAUGUCCCCAGAGCAGAUCAAUCUUAUAGAAAGGCUGCUUACCUGGCCCACUUCCCAAUCCCUGGAAGCCGAAUGGGAACGGCGAAAUGCCGCGGUAGCUGCUAUUUCACAGUAUUGCUCCGUCCAAGAAGGCGGCCCGCUGCGUGGACGACGGAAACGACCAUCGCCCCAUGACGGGUUCGAUGAAACGCAAACAUCAGAUGCAAUCCGCCCGCCGAAGAUAAAGUGCGCAUCUCGCGGGAUGUCACAGAGGGAUGUACUAUUGCAGCAGGCCGAAGAACAUAUCAAGGCUUCUGACAAACCGCUACGAUGUUUUCAGUGUUACGGCAACACCAAGGAGCCAGACCAUCGCCGGAUGCAGGAAUGGAGCGAAUACAAGUCGACGCUGAGACAUUUUCGCAGGAAGCACCUAGGCGACCGAAGGUGUCACAUGUGCAAUGUUGACCUUCUGCAUGAGAUGCAUCUUCGAAGACAUGCUGAGGAGGUUCACCGUCUUUGCACACAGCCAAGAACUAGCGUACCGAAGUCGGGGGUAUUGGACUCAACAUCGCGUAGUCAAACAUUCAUGGCUUUGCACUAA
Penicillium roqueforti is the source of this 2361-nucleotide messenger RNA. RefSeq names its product DUF3435 domain-containing protein. The transcript has 4 exons. Lineage: Eukaryota; Fungi; Ascomycota; Eurotiomycetes; Eurotiales; Aspergillaceae. The coding region runs from base 1 to 2361 and encodes 786 amino acids. The record is from RefSeq and is a predicted model, not a curated record.